Akanthomyces muscarius is the source of this 2976-nucleotide messenger RNA. RefSeq lists its product as uncharacterized. Gene Ontology annotation, molecular function: ATP hydrolysis activity; ATP binding; DNA binding. NCBI's taxonomy places the organism in Eukaryota, Fungi, Ascomycota, Sordariomycetes, Hypocreales, Cordycipitaceae. The record is from RefSeq and is a predicted model, not a curated record. The coding region runs from base 1 to 2976 and encodes 991 amino acids. Gene Ontology annotation, cellular component: nucleus. The transcript has 2 exons.
AUGCUUUCGACGACAUCUCCCGUGCCCGUUCCCCAAAGCAUGGCGCAACACUCGUUGAAGCGCGACAGGCCUCAUGAUGUAGAGCCAGAACCUGUGCCCAGGUCGAAAUCCCGUGUCCAGGGCCCCUUUAUCGACGAUGAUGAAGAUUCAGCCGACGGGGACACAAACUCGAGACCGGCAUCCCCUACAAAGAGGUCCAUGCUGGAGCAAUCCGAAGACAAUAGCGAACCGCAGUUUGCGUUACCAAAUGUAGCGGCUACGACAGAAACCGAAACGACCGAAUCCCUCGAUCCAGAGGCGCUUAUGGAUGAUGGCCCAAACAAAACACAGUCACAGGGCACUGCCUUGCCUGUAUUCUCGGGUUCGCUUUUCGCGUGCCUGCGGCCCACGAAAUACGACAUCAAGACGUGUGACGGCAAGGCAUAUUCAAUCAAGCAGCGCCAAGUCAGUGCCGCUGUCUCAUACGAUCAAAUAAUAGCUGCUCGCUCGAAAACGAAGGAAGGGCGGGCGAAACGAAGUUACUAUGGAAUCGACAUCCAUAAACUCAUGAGCAACGCUAAUGAUGAGCUUGCUGAGCGCACAGCGAAGACACGGCCAGCGCCAGACGUGCCGCAGCAGUCUACUGAAAAGCCUGAGCCUGCACGGCCUGGCAAGAAAAACAAAACAACGCUCUUGUGGACCGAAAAGUACCGUGCGAAAAACUUCAUGGACCUCUGUGGUGACGAUGGCACCAACCGAGUUGUACUCCGUUGGCUCAAGCGCUGGGACCCUAUCGUGUUUCCUGGUGCGGCCAGGUCAAAUCAUGGAGUCGCAAGACGACCAGGCUCCAAACUACAAGCAGAAGAGGAGAAGCCUCACAGAAAGAUCCUUCUCCUCACCGGCCCCCCGGGACUGGGCAAGACUACACUCGCGCAUGUCUGUGCGAGGCAGGCUGGUUACGAAGUCCUAGAAGUCAACGCGAGCGAUGAUCGCAGUCGAGACGUUGUCAAGAAUCGCAUUCGCACAAGCUUGGGCACCGAAAACGUCAAAAAUGUCACAAAUCGCAAAGACAGCGAGGGCAACACAAAGGCGGCCAAGCCGGUCUGCGUUAUUGUGGACGAAGUAGACGGCGUUGUGUCGGGCUCUGGAGGCUCUGGCGAGGGCGGCUUUGUCAAGGCACUGAUUGACCUUGUAUUGGUCGAUCAAAAGAACAGCUCACCUAGUGCCGCUUCAUACGACAACUCGCGAAAGAAGAAGAAGGGCGAUGACUUCCGCCUGAUGCGACCCUUGGUUCUCAUCUGCAAUGACGUCUACCAUCCUUCACUCCGACCACUUCGGCAGUCCAAUCUUGCCGAGAUUAUCCAUGUUGGACGCCCAUCGAUUGACGCUGUCGUGGGCAGACUGAAGGCCGUGUUUGAAAAGGAAGGCAUCCCCUGCGACAAGGACGCCUCGAGAAAACUCUGCGAGGCAGCGUGGGGCAUGACGAGCGGCAUCGAUGCAAAGCGUGGCGCCGAAAGCACUGUCGAAGGCGACCUCCGUGGCGUCAUGGUAGUAGGCGAGUGGGCAGCGGCGAGGUUCCGAUCUUCAUUGUUGGCGGCGCCAACUCAGCGGCUGACAAAACAAUGGAUCGAAGCACAUAUUCUUGGCGAUCUCUCCAGUGGUGCAGCCGGAGCGAGAGGGCUUGGUCGCGGCAACGUCAAGGACAUCGUCAGCCGCCUCUUCCGGGAAGGUGCUGGGUUUCCCAAGCAGGCUAUGGAUCUGUCCAUGUCCAAAAAUACACAACACGAACAGCCCAAAACGGAGCUGAGUUUCAACGAGCAGGCCAAGAAGUACGGCAUGGACCGUCUCAGGCAGAUGGUCGAGACGAGCGGCGAAAUCAGCUACAUCAUGACGGAGAUUAUGUCCGAGUAUCCCAACCGCGAGUACAACGACGACUUAUACCUCAGCAAACCCAACCAAGCAUAUGACUGGCUCUUCUUCCACGACACUUGUCAGACCCGGCUGUUUUCCAGCCAAGAGUGGGAGCUGACGCCGUACCUGUCCCAACCUGUGCUUGCGUGUCACCAUCUGUUUGCUUCCCCUAAACGCCACUACACCAACAAUACUGGCGGUGGUGGUCGCUGGGGCGCCGAUGCCGCUGAGGAGGAUGCCGGCCCGCCGAUGCCGUUUUCCGGCCCGCGUGCCGACUACCAGGCCAACGAGGCAGCCAAGCACAACCGCUCGGCGCUGCAGGCCAUGCAGAGCCAGCUGCCGGCGUCGCUGGGCCGCUCGUUCCGCAGCGCCGAGGACAUGGCCACCGACUUCCUGCCGUACCUGGCGCGCAUGAUCUCGCCCGACGUCAAGCCCGUGCUGGUCAACGGUAGCGAGGGCACGACUGCGAGCGUGCGCAAGGAGAGCGAGCGGGUCAUGGUGAAGCGCGCCUCGGAGAUCCUGGCCGAGGUUGGCAUCGAGCUCGUCAAGGGCAAGAUUGAGGGGGACAACUUUUCGAACCGCGCGCCGCAAUGGGUUUACCGCAUGGAACCUGACAUCGACACCCUUUCCCAUUAUGAAUCAGGCGCCACGCUCCUCUCGUCGCAGGCCCCUACACGAUAUGCCGUCCGGCAGGUCCUCGACCAGGAGCUGCGCCGCACCGUGGCCCUGCGCGAGAACCAGGCACGCCAGGCACGCUUCCAGGCCGGCGCCGACUCUACGGCGGCGGCGCCCUCGUCCACGGCCGCAGCGGCCGCCGCAACCAAGACAGCCAGGACAGCCGCGGAACUGGCGGCGCGCCUGCACCACCCGCACGACGACAAGGAGAAUGGCGGCGACAAGACUCUGGUGAAGAAGGACUUUUUCGGACGCGUCAUCCAGGUGCGCCCGCUGGCGGAGCUCAACUCGCAAAACAGCGAGUCGCAGACGGCCAAGAAGAGGCGCAAGGUCUGGGUGACGUACCACGAAGGCCUCAACAAUGCGGUGCGCAAGCCAAUCUCCAUGGCCGAGUUUCUGAAGCCGCUGUGA